Messenger RNA from Talaromyces amestolkiae, 1440 nucleotides. RefSeq lists its product as uncharacterized. NCBI's taxonomy places the organism in Eukaryota, Fungi, Ascomycota, Eurotiomycetes, Eurotiales, Trichocomaceae. The transcript is spliced from 2 exons. Gene Ontology annotation, cellular component: membrane. Gene Ontology annotation, molecular function: acyltransferase activity, transferring groups other than amino-acyl groups. Gene Ontology annotation, biological process: polysaccharide biosynthetic process. The coding region runs from base 1 to 1440 and encodes 479 amino acids. The record is from RefSeq and is a predicted model, not a curated record.
AUGUCGGAGCAAUUCUCCUACUCCCGAUUAUGGGAGAGCAUUCCUAAUGCACUGCCAUGGCAGAGCAAAGAUGGUCUGAAAGGCGAUCCUCGAAAGACCGUCAAAUGGAUUGAUGGCCUCCGUGGUUUUGCUUCGGUUCUGGUUGUAGCUACCCAUCUUGCCCGUGCAUGGGAUUACGAUUUAUUCGCUCCUCGAAGCAACCCAGAUGUCCCACCCCGAUUACUGCAACAAAUCGUUCUGCGAAUCCCCUGGCAAGGCCGUAUCGGUGUCACCAUCUUUGCUUUUCUGACUGGAUAUGUCUGCGCCCUCAAGCCCAUGAAACAAGCCCGCGCGGGCGAUGCCAACGGCGCCUUUCUGACUGUCGCCAAAUCCGCUUUCCGCCGUCCGCCUCGUCUCGUUUUCCCGGCUACGAUUGCGAUGUGCAUUUCAUGGACGCUUGCUCAGUUUGGUGCAUACACGGUUGGAAACAGAUGUGACUCGUCGUGGACUCGAGAUGCCUCGCCAGACCUUGCUGAUACCUUGUGGGAGGAGAUCACACGGUUGUUCCGGAACUUUCUGGUUGCCUGGACCAACACCGAUUAUAACGUGCAUAUGGUCUACGACGAACAUCAGUGGGCCCUGCUACCGCUGUUGAAGUGCUCCAUGCUCAUCUACAUUGUUUCAUUUGCCACGAUUCUAUGCAAAUAUCGCUGGCGUCUGCUCAUCUGUGUGUUGCUCGUUGCCUACUUCCACCAAGACGGCAAACUCGACCGCGAAACCUUCCAGAUUCAAGCUUUGUACGGCAUGAUCCUCAGCGACCUGUCUUAUGAACAAAGAUACAAGAGUUUGUUGCAAAGUGAGACUUACCGUUGGCCCCGCCGCCUGGUCGCCUUUGCAUUAUUUGCGGGCGGUCUAAUUGUCUGCUCCUAUCCCGGUGAACAUCCCGAAUGGGCCGGCUGGUCUAACCGUAUGUUUGAAUGGGCUACAUACCUUUUCCCUCUUGGCAGCAACUACGGUAAACGCUGGACCGCCGUCGGCAUAGACAUGAUCAUCAUGUCAAUCUUCCUGACCAACUGGUCCAAGGAGUUUUUGUCUAGCCCCGUUCUUCUCUGGUUCGGCAAGCAAAGUUUCGCUGUCUACCUCAUUCACGGCACUCUGCUGCGUACCGUCUUGGUCUGGAUGAUCUACGGUAUCAGCGGCGAACCCUGGGUUUGGACUCAAGACCCCGAAGGAAACCCCGUUCCUCCGCCUUGGCUGCCUCGUCGCGCACCUUGGGUGUUUGCCGUUAGCAUUCCAUGCUGGCUCGUACUAUUGUAUUCCUGUGCCGUAGCGUGGACUACUUAUGUCGACCCAUUCUGUGCUCGUCUCACGCAACGUAUUGAAAAGGCUUUUUUCGAUAACGCAGAUGAGAAGGGGCCUGAGUUGAUUCCCAUGGCCACCCGCCCGAUGCCGACCGCUUAG